CUCAUACACAACUUCAGGCCAAAAAAAUCGCAAACUCGGCACUGAAACGUCAUUUUUAUCAUAUCUUUCACGUUUACUUCAAUAUCUACCCAACUUUAACGCCAGAACUAACGAACCGCGUACGGCCCAGAAAAGCAAGAGGAAGUUAUUUUCAUCUCGAAUUCCAACAAAAUGUCUGCGCCUGACAAGUUCGGCAACGACAUCGAGUCCGAGUCGGAUUCUGGCAAUGAGUCCGUCAAUGAAGGCCUUGAUGAUGGAGUUGAGGAGCUAGACCAGAAGCCUCUUAAGUCCGCGAUGAAGAAGUCACCCAUGGCCGCUCUCCCUCCCGUUCAGCGACCUCCUCUUCCUCCUCAGACCGAUGCGAAAGACCUCGAUCUCCCUUCCUUGACCCCGCUUACACCCGAGAUCAUCGCCCGACAGGCAACUAUCAACAUUGGCACUAUCGGCCACGUCGCCCACGGAAAAUCCACCGUCGUGAAGGCUAUCUCUGGUGUGCAGACGGUUCGUUUCAAGAACGAACUGAUCCGAAAUAUUACCAUCAAGUUGGGUUAUGCGAACGCCAAGAUUUACAAAUGUGACAACCUCGAGUGCCCCAGACCUGGUUGUUACCGCAGCUAUAAGAGCGAGAAGGAAGUAGACCCUCCCUGUGAGCGUGAUGGAUGUAGUGGCACAUAUAGAUUAUUGCGCCACGUCUCUUUCGUGGAUUGCCCUGGCCACGAUAUUCUCAUGAGUACUAUGUUGUCUGGAGCGGCAGUUAUGGAUGCUGCUCUCCUACUCAUCGCUGGCAACGAAUCCGUACCUCAGCCUCAGACUUCGGAACAUCUUGCGGCUAUCGAGAUUAUGAAGUUAGACAAGAUUAUCAUCCUCCAGAACAAGGUCGACUUAAUGCGAGAAGAGGCCGCCCAACAACAUUACCAGUCCAUCCUAAAGUUCGUCCGUGGAACGCCUGCCGCCAAGUCACCUAUCAUCCCCAUCUCCGCGCAGCUGAAGUUCAACAUCGACGCUAUCAACGAGGCUAUCGUGAACACAAUCCCUGUGCCGAUUAGGGAUUUCACCCAAGAACCGCACAUGAUGGUUAUUCGGUCCUUCGACGUCAACAAGCCCGGUGCCGAGAUCGAGGACUUGAAGGGUGGUGUCGCUGGUGGUAGUAUUCUCCAUGGAGUGUUGAAGCUAGGUGAUGAGAUCGAAAUUCGACCAGGUAUCGUGACCCGAGAUGACAAGGGUGCCCUCCAAUGCAAGCCUAUCUGUAGUCGCAUCGUGUCUCUAAACUCUGAGUUCAACGACUUGAAAUAUGCCGUUCCCGGUGGUCUUAUCGGUGUUGGCACGCGUAUUGAUCCUACCCUCUGCAGAGCUGAUCGUCUGGUCGGUUUUGUCCUCGGUCUCAAGGGUCGUCUCCCAGCUAUCUAUAGCGAGAUCGAAGUCAACUUCUACCUCUUGAAGCGACUUCUUGGUGUUCGUACAGCAGACGGAAAACAGGCUAAGGUCGCCAAGUUAGCUAAGAACGAAGUACUGAUGGUUAACAUUGGUUCCACCUCAACUGGUGCUAAGGUUGCUGCUAUUAAGCAGGACGCCGCUAAGCUGUCCUUGACCAGUCCUGCCUGCACGAACUUAGGAGAGAAGAUCGCCUUGAGUCGAAGAAUUGAGAAGCAUUGGCGUCUCAUUGGAUGGGCUACGAUCACAGCCGGUGUCACUUUGGAGCCCACCGAAUCGUGAAGAUCAAGCAUCGUACAAGCCACACCGUAAACAGUGCCUCGCCAGCUACAAUUUUGACACCGUAGCUAGGAGCACGAGAUAAAACAAAUAGGGUCCCCUGGGUACGGAGAUACACCGUCAGGAGCAUGGUCUUUAGGUAUUUAGCAGAGAUACAGAGAACUCUACCCGAAGUGGAGAAGAGGUCUCCGGGGAGGUUGGUGUAUCUGGACACUUGCAAUAGACAAAAUGGAAGAAAAAUAGCGGCUAUUCUCGCAGACCUCGGCUUUCCAUCUUCUCUCGAGGGGGCCGGAGAUUCUAGCAGAAUUCGUCUAGUUAAUGGAAUAGUCUCCAUUGAUCUUUUUCUACGUUGUGAUGUGACGGUACCUACUUCUAGGUGUACAUAGUACUCAAUUGUAACGUUGAACCCAAGUAGAA
This is a messenger RNA of Annulohypoxylon maeteangense, 2127 nucleotides long. Its product is annotated as eukaryotic translation initiation factor 2 subunit gamma. Gene Ontology annotation, molecular function: tRNA binding; translation initiation factor activity; GTPase activity. Gene Ontology annotation, biological process: formation of translation preinitiation complex; positive regulation of translational fidelity. Gene Ontology annotation, cellular component: eukaryotic translation initiation factor 2 complex; cytosol. The transcript is spliced from 3 exons. Lineage: Eukaryota; Fungi; Ascomycota; Sordariomycetes; Xylariales; Hypoxylaceae. The record is from RefSeq and is a predicted model, not a curated record. The coding region runs from base 172 to 1713 and encodes 513 amino acids.